AUGACCAUGGCUACCACCUGGUCCAUGGCCAGCCGUCACAAAAGCAACAACAUGGCAGCAACUACGGUAGUGUCUGCCCCGGGCAAGGUCCUUCUCACCGGUGGCUACCUCGUCCUUGAGCGCCCGCACACGGGCAUGACUGCUGGCGUCUCGGCCCGCUUCUACGUCUCAGCCACCACCACCACCGCCGCCACCACCGCGGCAGACUCGACGGCGACGACGGCUGCCGAUGGCUGGACGACAAACUUUGUGGUUCGCUCGCCGCAAUUUGGCGAAGUGCGCCGAUACGCGUGGCAGAGCCUCGGGUUGGGCAAGUACCAAUUUUCGCGCGCAGACGGCGAUGGCGAUGGCGAUGGCGAUGAUGGCUCCCCUGGGCCGAACCCUUAUGUGGGGACGGCGCUGGCGUACGCGCUCGGUUAUGUGUGCUGUGGGGCGGACGGGGUGACCGAGGCGGCGCGGGAGCGGCUGGCAGGCAUGGGCGAGGUCGAGCUUGUGCUCGUGGGCGACAACGACUUUUACUCGCAGCGGGAACUGCUGCAUGAUCGUGGCCUGCCACUGACGGCGGACUCGCUGGCGGCGCUGCCGCCGUUCCUGGCUCUGGACCUGAGCAAGGAUCUAGUGAAGACCGGCCUCGGCUCGUCGGCGGCGCUGAUCACGGCGCUGGUGGCGGCAGUGCUGGAGCACACGGGCGCGCUGGCGCUGCCGCGGAUUGUGUCUGCAGACGUGCACGCGCCUGCCGAGCCGCCUGCAGGAGCCGACGCCACUGCGGUGCGGGCCGCCAAGGACCGGGUGCACUACCUGGCCCAGGCUGCGCACUGCGCCGCGCAAGGCAAGAUCGGCUCGGGCUUUGACGUCUCGUCGGCCACCUACGGCUCGCAAAAGUACACGCGGUUCUCGCCGGAGCGGCUGGCGGGCCUCUCCGAGGCUCUGGGCGAGGCCGGAUGUGGUGGUGCGGGUGCGGCGUGGCUCGGCGUCUACGACGCGGGCAUCUUUGCCAACCACGGCCCGGCGCUCGACGCCGUGGUCGAACCGUGGACACUGCCGCAGCACAUGCACCUCGUGCUCGGCGACUGCGGCGUCGGAUCCAAGACGCCCGGUAUGGUCCGGCGUAUCCUGGCGUGGCGUGACGGCGAUGACGGGGGCGCGGCUCGCCAGGUGUGGGACGCACUCGGCGCCGCGAACGCGGCGGUGGAGGGGACGCUGGGCGAGCUGGCAGCGGCUGCCACCGCUUCGCCGCAGGCCUACGACGCGCUCGUUGCCCAUGCGGCCGCACAGCCACUGGCGGCAUGGGCGGCCGACGGCAGCGACGUCGGCGGUGAGGCUGCGCCGCUGGCGCUGCUUGCGCUCCGGUUGCGGAGCGAGUUCCAGGCUGUGCGGGCGCUGCUGCGCGAGGUGACCGAGGCAACGGGCGUGCCAGUCGAGCCGCCGGCACAGACGGCGCUCAUCGACGCUACCAUGGCACAGCCCGGCGUGCUCUUUGCCGGCGUGCCUGGCGCCGGCGGCUUUGACGCCGUUUUUGCUCUUGUCCUCGGUGAUGCCACCCGGCGCACCAUGGAAGACGCCUGGGCCCGCGGCGGUUUUAACGUCUGCCCGCUUGUCCUCGACGAGGAUGCCCGCGGCGGCGUUGCCCGCGACAUGCAAUCCACCGCCGCCGCCGCGGUCGCCGCCGCCGCCGCCGGCACCAACAUCCUCGCUCCGCUCGGCGCUGUCUCGCGGCUGUGA
Thecamonas trahens ATCC 50062 is the source of this 1722-nucleotide messenger RNA. Its product is annotated as phosphomevalonate kinase. The transcript has 2 exons. The coding region runs from base 1 to 1722 and encodes 573 amino acids. NCBI's taxonomy places the organism in Eukaryota, Apusomonadida, Apusomonadidae. Gene Ontology annotation, molecular function: phosphomevalonate kinase activity. The record is from RefSeq and is a predicted model, not a curated record. Gene Ontology annotation, cellular component: peroxisome. Gene Ontology annotation, biological process: isopentenyl diphosphate biosynthetic process, mevalonate pathway.